This is a messenger RNA of Vigna angularis (adzuki bean), 2578 nucleotides long. RefSeq lists its product as uncharacterized. The transcript has 5 exons. Gene Ontology annotation, cellular component: cortical microtubule. The coding region runs from base 558 to 2423 and encodes 621 amino acids. NCBI's taxonomy places the organism in Eukaryota, Viridiplantae, Streptophyta, Magnoliopsida, Fabales, Fabaceae. Gene Ontology annotation, biological process: cortical microtubule organization. The record is from RefSeq and is a predicted model, not a curated record.
GCAGUCAGCGUUGGCAAAAGAAUGGAAAAGAGGAACAUAUUAUAAUAAAAAAGAGGGUAUAACGGUGAUUACUCACCCAACUCAUCCAAUCCAUCAACCGUGUAACGUAGGCUUUAAGUGAUAGAAAUUAAAAAGAAAGAGCAGCAGAAGCAGCAUCUGUUCUUCUUCUUCUCUCCCUCCAUCUUCAAACUUGCGUUUUAUUACCUCUGAAUGCCACUCCCUCAAUCGAAGUUUCUGGAACCCCAAUGCCCUCAUUCCGUUCUUCAUUCCACCCUCCAUGCCUUUGCGUUCCACCUAACCCAACGCCGCGGCACUUUGUUUUUUCCGCAACUGUUUCCAACCGAAGCCCGUUUUAUUUAAUUUACCUUUUUUAAAUUUUAAUUUCAUUUCUAUUUUUGGUUCACGGGGAUGCGUUCGGUUGGUGCGUGGUUGUUGAGGUGAAUGGGGGAACUCCGUUAGGUUCUUCUCUUCUUUGGGGCUUUUCUUUUUCUUUUUCUUUUUCCUCUUCUUUCUCUUCUUCGCUCCAUCGAUCCCUAAUUGUCGUUGCCAUUUCUGAGAUGAAUCGGAGCUUCAUAGCGCCGGAAUCCAAAAUGCAAGACGCCUUCAAGCAGAGGCAACAGCAAUUGGGGGCUCUCAGGUCCUCUGUGCGCGCCAAGGAAAGGGACGAGGAACUCGCGUUGUUCCUGGAAAUGAGGAGCCGCGAGAAGGAGCGUGGCGAUCUCAUGCUUCGCGCCGCCGAGGAUUUUGACGGUGCAGCCGCGUUGGGCUCAAAUCCAGACAAUUCUCCCUUGUUUAACGUUCCGUCUUCCAUGGCGGCGCUGGUACGAAAGACUGGUGCUGAUGAUUUUCUCAAUUCGGAGAAUGAUAAGAAUGAUUAUGACUGGCUUCUAACCCCACCUGGGACUCCCCUUUUUCCUUCUUUGGAGAUGGAAUCUACAAAAACUGUUAUGAGUCAGCUUGGGGCUCUAACUUUACGCCCCACAUCAUUAAAAACUAGAUUGGCAAAUCCUCCGUCAGAACAUACUGGAAGGAGCAAUUUAGUAUCUAAACAACCAGCCUCCUCCCCUGGGUUGACCCCUUCAGGUGGUGGACUUAGAAGGCCCUCAUCAUCAGGGUACUUGUCAGAACUAGCUGGAAGAAGCAACUUAGUAUCUAAACAACCAGCCUCUUCCCCUGGGUUUAGUUCUUCCGUUGGGGGAACUAGGAGGUUCUCAUCAUCAGGGAAUCUGGGAUCUAGAUCUGUAACUCCUACUGGACGACCUACAUUGACCACAGUUUCAAAAUCAUCUAGACCGUCGACACCCACUUCUCGGACAACCAUACCAUCAACUAGGGCAGUGGUAGCAACUACCAAGACCUCAGUUUCCUCAGCCAAACCCGUGGUUUCUGCUACUAAGGCUGCAGUUUCUGUUGCUAAAACUUCUACAGUACCUGCUGCUAAAACCACAAUUCCAUCUAGAUCCUCUACACCUUUGUCAAGAUCUACUGCAAGAUCUUCAACACCAACAACCAGAACUACCUUACCUGCAUCGAGGCCUACUUCAAGGGCAUCAACCCCAACUAGGCGGCCAACAACACCAUCUAAUGUAUCCACCGUAUCUUCUCCGUCUGUAAAGACUUCUUCAAUCUCCAAGUCAGCUCCUGUGAUGUCACGGCAGCCAAUAACAUCACCUGGCACUUCACCAACUGUGAAGUCAAGCCCAAGACCAUGGAAGCCAUCUGAGAUGCCUGGCUUUUCACUAGACGCGCCACCCAAUUUGAGGACAUCGCUUCCAGAAAGGCCACUGUCAACAACUAGGGGUAGGCCUGGAGCACCCAGUUCACGAUCCUCUUCUGUUGAGCCUCCUUCUAUUGGUAGACCAAGGCGGCAAUCAUGCUCUCCAUCUAGAGGGCGUUCCUCCAAUGGCAUUUCUCAUCCAACUGGAAGCUCUAUGCCUGCAGUUAAUCGUGGGUACUCCAGAGCAAAUGACAAUGUCAGUCCUGUUGUAAUGGGCACCAAAAUGGUUGAGAGGGUAGUGAAUAUGCGGAAAUUGGCACCACCAAGGCUGGAUGGCACGAACUCUUCCCAUAAUCUUUCUGGCAAAUCAUCUUCAUCUCCGGAUACCUCUGGUUUUGGAAGGUCACUCUCGAAGAAAUCCUUGGAUAUGGCAAUAAGGCAUAUGGAUAUAAGGCGAAGGGUUCCAGGCAAUUUACGGUCAUCAAUGAUGACGAACAUUCCAGCAUCUUCAAUGUAUAGUGUGAGGUCUGGUUCUCAGCGUAGCCGCACUGUUAGUAUCUCGGGCUCUCCUCAUGCCACUAGCAGUAAUGCUAGUUCUGAAGUGAGUGUAAACCCAAAUGGUAUUUGCUUAGAUAAUAGUGAAAUAGACGAUGAUAUUGGCAGUGAAAGAAGUGGUCAAUCUGCUGCCAGUGUGCGGGGUAGGUAAAGGAAUCCUCUUACCUACUCUUAAUGGUUCAACCAUUCUUAUCAUGAGUUCCAGCCAUAUUAGAUUUUUAUAUGGAGCUAAUCAUGCUUCAAUUCAUGUAAAGUUACCGGAAGUGGAAGCUAUUUGUAAUUUAGAUAGAUCACCUUUACGCUGAA